AUGAAACAAAUCCUACUUGUCAAUCUAUUUCUUUAUGUUAUAUUACCGGAAAAUAAUGUCCAAAAGACCUCCCUUAAGAAACAAAAUAGAAUAUUUCAUGAAUCAAAUUUAAUACAAAUUAGAUCACUGGCAGAAGCAUCUGUAGAAAAACCUUUAACUCAUACUAGAAACAAAUAUUCAAACGAACCUAUUACGAAUUCAUUUAAUGCUUCCGCACAAGGUUCUGUAAAAGCAACUACUGAAAAAAAUGGAACAAAACCUAUCUCGAAAAGAAAUGAACAAGUUAAUAAUCAAACAAUUAAUAGACCUACAUAUAAUUCUAGUUUAUAUAAUCCUAAAUCACCAAAUGAUAGGAUUGAUGAGGGUAGUUUGCAAAAUGUACUACAAGGUUACAAGGAAAACCAUAUAAAAUAUGCUGUAGACACAUUAGAUCUUCGAGAAGAUAUUAAAGAUAAAUUUAAAGAAUUACUUUGUUUAAAUGUUAAUAGAAGUGAUCCAAAUCGUCAAUAUAAAUUAUACAAACAAAUUAAAAAGCAUAUCCAAAAAUAUGAAGACCAUCCAAUGAUUAGUAGUCUUGUUGAUUUAGAAAAUAUAGAAGAUGAUAUUUAUUUUUUACAAAAUCCUGACAGAGCAAAACAUAUAGUAUACGAUACAGCAAAAGAAAAUAGAAGAAAAAAAAAAAAAAAAAAAUUAGAAAAACAGAAAUUAGAAGAAGAAAAAAAAAAAAAAAAAAAUUAG
Molecule: messenger RNA, 738 nt
Organism: Plasmodium falciparum 3D7
Lineage: Eukaryota; Apicomplexa; Aconoidasida; Haemosporida; Plasmodiidae
Source: RefSeq, a predicted model, not a curated record